This is a messenger RNA of Teleopsis dalmanni, 1098 nucleotides long. RefSeq names its product cyclin-dependent kinase 1-like. The record is from RefSeq and is a predicted model, not a curated record. The coding region runs from base 91 to 978 and encodes 295 amino acids. Gene Ontology annotation, biological process: protein phosphorylation; mitotic G2 DNA damage checkpoint signaling; G2/M transition of mitotic cell cycle. NCBI's taxonomy places the organism in Eukaryota, Metazoa, Arthropoda, Insecta, Diptera, Diopsidae. The transcript is spliced from 3 exons. Gene Ontology annotation, cellular component: nucleus. Gene Ontology annotation, molecular function: RNA polymerase II CTD heptapeptide repeat kinase activity; ATP binding; cyclin-dependent protein serine/threonine kinase activity.
AAUUUAUAAAACGCGACGUUUGUAAUUUCGCGGUCAUAAAACAUUUUAAAUUUCUGUGUAUUGAGUAGGAACAAGUUUUGAGUGCUCAAUAUGCAGAAUUUUCGAAAAUUAAAGAAAAUUGCCGAAGGAGCAUUUGGAAUCGUUUAUAAAGCGGAAGAUUUGUUAACGAAGCAAAUCGUUGCUAUAAAAAAAAUCAAACAUGAGAAAAAUGAAGGAAUUCCCGCUACAGCAUUUAGGGAAAUGGAUCUGCUUCAAGAGCUUAAACAUCCUAACAUUAUUUGCUUAAUAGAUAUUCUAAUAUAUAAAGGAACUUUGAAUUUAGUGCUUGAGUAUAUACCAAUGGAUUUAAAAAAGUACAUGGAUUCUAUGACUCCUGAUACAUAUAUUGAUAAAGAAUUAGUGCGUAGAUAUUUAUAUCAAAUCACUAGUGCCACACACUAUUGUCAUCGCAAUCAUAUUCUUCAUCGAGAUCUAAAACCACAGAAUAUAUUAAUUGAUCAAAAUGGUACUAUAAAAGUAGCAGAUUUUGGUCUGGGGCGGUCAAUUAGUCCUAGAUCUCGCGUAUAUACACAUGAAGUUGUGACAUUGUGGUAUAGAGCUCCUGAGAUUUUGUUAGGAUCUCCAUAUUAUGCCUUCUCAGUGGACAUAUGGUCCGUUGGUUGUAUAUUUGCUGAAAUGUCUACCAGAAAACCACUAUUUCGAGGCGAUUCAGAAAUUGAUCAACUAUUUCACAUUUUCAGAAUUUUAAAAACACCAACUGAGGACAUAUGGCCUGGAGUAACCUCUCUUCCAGAUUACAAAGCAACAUUUCCUUGUUGGUCAUCAUACACCCUACGGGAACAAUUAAAAAAUAUAAAUGAACUUGGAAUCGAUUUAUUACAGAAGAUGCUUAUUUAUGAUCCGUUUCAUCGUUUUACAGCUAGAGAUAUAUUGAACCAUCCAUAUUUUGACGAUUUAAGCAGUACUACUUCUGAGUAAAAUGACUAAGAUUUUAUUAAAACCUUUGUAAAGAAUUGAUAUGUAAAUGAUGUUGAAGCAACCAUAAUUUUAAAGAAUAUUUCGUGAUUAAUGUAAUAAAAUAAUAAAAAUUAUUUUAAA